Molecule: messenger RNA, 1214 nt
Organism: Sinocyclocheilus anshuiensis
Lineage: Eukaryota; Metazoa; Chordata; Actinopteri; Cypriniformes; Cyprinidae
Product: interferon regulatory factor 4-like
Exons: 10
Coding region: 1-1152 (383 amino acids)
Biological process (GO): immune system process; regulation of transcription by RNA polymerase II
Cellular component (GO): nucleus
Molecular function (GO): DNA-binding transcription factor activity, RNA polymerase II-specific; protein binding; RNA polymerase II cis-regulatory region sequence-specific DNA binding
Source: RefSeq, a predicted model, not a curated record
AUGCGCGCUCACAUCUGUCCGCAGGUGCUGGGAUCUGAGGGGCCGCCCCUGAUCGAGCCUCUGGCCCCUUCAGUGUCCCCUGAGAGCCCAAUUGAAGGCCAAACCCCAAACUCAGCCCUGAGAACAUCUGUCCGAGGCCCAAUUGAAGGCCAAACCCCAAACUCAGCCCUGAGAACAUCUGUCCGAGAAAAAGAGGAGAGAAUAGCUAAAGAGAAGGAACAAGGGACCUAUAAAGAGAAGGUGACACCAAAAUCAUAUGAAAAAGUUUCCACAAGCUUGGGUCACCAUAACUUUUAUCCUCCAUAUGAACCCGUGGAGGGUCAGGUGUGUAACUUCCUGUCUGUCGCUGACAGGAGCAGGAGGGACUUCCUGUGUGAGCAGAACUCACCGUCCGAUGUCCACUAUAGCCAGAACUCGUGCUGGGAUGCUGGGUACCAGAUAAGUGGCUCUUUCUACAGCUGUAACACGUUUGACUCGCCUCCCUCUCCGUUCACUCUGGACGCCAGCAUGAGAUCAGCAGAGGCCAUGGCACUGUCAGACGCCCGUCUGCAGGUGACGGUGUUCAGCGGGGAGACUCUGGUCGCGGACGUCACCGUCAUGAGCGCCGAGGGCUGUCGACUGGCUCCACAUGACGACAAUUGGACCUUCAGUGGCCUGGGUGGCCCGGAGCUGGUUCCUCUCCCUCAGGCUGAGAGAGGAGCGCUGGAGGGGGGCGUCUUGCUCUGGAUGACGCCUGAUGGCCUGUACACCCGACGCUUCUGUCAGUGCAGGGUCUACUACGACGGGACGCAUGCUAACCUGAGCGCCAAACUCUGCAAACUAGAGAGAGAGCAGACCAGAAAACUACUGGACACACAGCUCUUCCUGACAGAGCUCCAGGGUUAUUUCCUGCACGCUCGUCCUCCUCCGCGUUUCCACGUGCAGCUGUUUUUUGAGUGCUGCGACCCUUCCGCAGACAACAGACCCCUGACGGUCCAGGUGGAGCCGCUGUUCGUCCGUCAGCUGCUGCUCCUCCUCCAGCAGGGCGGUGUGAACUACAUGAGGAGCACCCAUGAACUUUGUCCUCUGACCCCUGAGCAGGUUUACCCCGCCCACCAAGAUAAUCCUGUCAUCAGCGGACAUCAGACGCACGGCAACUUCAUACAAGAGUGACCCCAAAACAGUUACAAGACAUUAAGACACCAAUUUUUAAUAUAUAGUUAAUAAUAUUAAUA